This is a messenger RNA of Gekko japonicus, 5405 nucleotides long. RefSeq names its product signal-induced proliferation-associated 1 like 2 (gene SIPA1L2). The coding region runs from base 60 to 5285 and encodes 1741 amino acids. Lineage: Eukaryota; Metazoa; Chordata; Lepidosauria; Squamata; Gekkonidae. The transcript has 22 exons. Gene Ontology annotation, cellular component: cytoplasm. Gene Ontology annotation, biological process: activation of GTPase activity; regulation of small GTPase mediated signal transduction. Gene Ontology annotation, molecular function: GTPase activator activity; protein binding. The record is from RefSeq and is a predicted model, not a curated record.
GUUCCAUCAGCUGCCCUUAUUUUGAACAAGGCUUGGUGCUCUUUUCUUACUGUGUGGAUAUGAGUGAUCAGAAGUCUUCACAGGAAGAAAAGCACAAACUCAGCAGAGCCUCCACAAAGUUCAAGGAAUCUGCAAGAAGUAUGCAGUCUGAUGACUACUUUGCCCGAAAAUUUAAAGCUCUGAAUGGUAAUAUGGGCCCUCCUGUUCCUUUAAGUGCAACUAGCAAAGGUGAAAAUAACAGUCCCGCUAAUGGUACCCCAGCUGUGCCUAAAAUGGGUGUCCGAGCCAGAGUAUCUGAAUGGCCACCUAAAAAAGAUUGUGUCAAGGAGCUAAGCAAAGCUACAUGGGAUAGUAGGCCACAAACCGGUUACGAGAGCGUUGGAUCAGUAAAUGGUGACCAGGGUGAAGGGCAACAAACAGAACACCUUGAUUUAGAAUUUGCAGAGUCCAAGUAUACGUUAGAAGACAUUUUUGUCCAUUCUCCACAUAGAGGACUGCACCCAAUAAGGCAGAGAAGCAACAGUGAUGUUACGAUCAGUGAUAUUGAUACUGAGGAUGUAUUAGAUCAGAAUGCUGUCAACCCAAAUACAGGAGCAUCACUUCAUAGAGAAUACGGAAGCACUUCAUCAAUUGACCGACAAGGCUUGUCUGGAGAGAAUUUUUUUGCAAUGCUCCGAGGCUACAGAGUUGAAAACUUUGAACAUAAAACACAUGUGCCAUUUGGAUUGUCUGAUUUUUUUCACUGUGACACAGCAAUUUCUCCAAGUCUCCACGCUGCAGCGCAGAUUUCCAGAGGAGAAUUUGUCAGAAUUUCUGGACUGGACUACAUGGAUAGUGCCCUGCUUAUUGGUAGAGAUCGGGACAAACCUUUCAAACGGCGGUUGAAGUCUGAAGCUGUAGAAACAUCUCUUUUUAGAAAACUGAGAACUGCUACGAGUGAACAUGAGACUCUUAAAUUCCAGUCUGAAUUAGAGGAUAAAGGACUGGAGAAGAAUGUUCAUCCUUGGAACUGUCAGAAAUGUUUUGCGCAUUAUGAUGUUCAGAGCAUUUUGUUUAACAUUAAUGAAGCAAUGGUUACCAGGAUAAAUGUGGGGAAAAGAAAAAAUAUAACCACUGGAGCUUCAGCUGCAUCACAAACCCCAGUGGCAACAGGCCAGAUUGGAAGUUGUGAAUCUCCUUUGGGAAGUAAAGAGGAUCUCAAUUCAAAAGAAAACCUAGAUGCUGAUGAAGGCGAUGGAAAAAGUAAUGACCUGGUACUGAGUUGUUCUUACUUCCGAAAUGAAACUGGUGGGGAAGGUGAUAGGAGGAUUGCACUCUCUAGGGCAAACUCGACAUCUUUUUCUUCAGGCGAAAGUUGCUCCUUUGAGUCUUCCCUAAGUUCUCACUGCACAAAUGCUGGUGUUUCUGUAUUGGAAGUACCUAGGGAGAAUCAGCCGAUUCACAGGGAGAAAGUAAAGCGGUAUAUCAUCGAACAUAUUGAUCUUGGUGCAUAUUACUACAGAAAGUUCUUCUAUGGAAAAGAGCAUCAAAACUACUUUGGAACAGAUGAAAAUUUAGGACCAGUAGCAGUCAGCAUCCGAAGGGAGAAGUUUGAAGAUGCAAAGGAGAAAGACGGUUCACAAUUCAACUACCGUGUAGUAUUCAGAACAAGCGAGCUUACAACACUGAGAGGAGCUAUUUUAGAAGAUGCUAUUCCCUCAACUGCUAGACAUGGCACAGCACGAGGCCUGCCGCUUAAGGAAGUAUUGGAAUAUGUAAUACCAGAACUGAGCAUUCAGUGCCUGAGGCAAGCUUCCAACUCACCGAAAGUCUCUGAACAGCUGCUUAAACUGGAUGAACAAGGGCUGAGUUUUCAGCACAAGAUUGGGAUCCUGUAUUGCAAAGCAGGCCAAAGCACAGAGGAAGAGAUGUAUAACAAUGAGAUAGCGGGACCUGCUUUUGAAGAAUUCCUUGAUCUCCUUGGUCAGAGAGUACGGCUGAAAGGCUUUAAUAAAUACAGAGCUCAGCUAGAUAACAAAACUGAUUCAACUGGAACUCAUUCCCUUUAUACUACCUACAAAGACUAUGAAAUAAUGUUUCAUGUGUCAACUAUGCUUCCCUAUAUGCCUAGUAAUAGGCAACAGGAAAUAACUACGCCCUGCUUGGUCACUGAUCAGGACAUCCCUCUAGUUUUAGAGCCAGCAGGAGAUCCAAACACUAAGCUUCUAAGGAAAAGGCAUAUAGGAAAUGACAUUGUUACCAUUGUCUUCCAAGAGCCUGGAGCACUUCCUUUUACUCCAAAAAAUAUUCGUUCUCAUUUUCAACAUGUGUUUGUCAUUGUUAAAGUCCACAGUCCUUGCACAGAAAAUGUGUGCUAUAGUGUUGGUGUUUCAAGAUCAAAAGAUGUACCACCAUUUGGACCACCAAUCCCCAAAGGAGUUACUUUCCCUAAAUCAGCAGUCUUCCGGGACUUCCUUUUAGCUAAAGUUAUUAAUGCAGAAAAUGCAGCACACAAAUCAGAAAAAUUUCGAGCCAUGGCCACUAGAACACGCCAAGAGUACUUGAAAGACCUUGCAGAAAACUUCGUUACUACAGCAACAGUAGACACGUCGGUCAAAUUUAGUUUUAUUACACUGGGAGCAAAGAAAAAAGAGCGAGUCAAACCAAGAAAGGAUGCCCACUUAUUCAGUGUUGGAGCAGUGAUAUGGAAUGUUAUAGCACGGGAUUUUGGUCAGUCUCUUGACAUUGAAUGUCUCCUUGGUAUCUCAAAUGAGUUUAUCGUGUUGAUUGAAAAGGAAUCAAAAAAUGUUGUCUUUAACUGCUCCUGUAGAGAUGUUAUUGGAUGGACAUCUGGGUUAAUGAGUGUUAAAAUCUUUUAUGAAAGAGGAGAAUGCAUUCUUCUGUCUGCACUUGAUAACUGUGCUGAUGACAUCAGAGAAGUGGUUCAAAGACUAGAAAUAGUUACCAGAGGAUGUGAAACAACAGAAAUGACCCUGAGGAGAAAUGGCUUGGGACAGCUUGGAUUUCAUGUUAAUUUUGAAGGGAUUGUAGCAGAUGUGGAGCCAUUUGGUUAUGCAUGGAAGGCAGGCUUACGUCAAGGCAGUCGACUAGUGGAAAUCUGUAAAGUGGCUGUAGCAACCCUCACUCAUGAACAAAUGAUUGAUCUGCUCCGCACUUCUAUGACUGUAAAGGUGGUGAUUAUUCAGCCACAUGAGGAUGGGUCACCUAGAAGGGGUUGCUCAGAACUUUGUCGAAUCCCCAUGGUGGAAUACAAACUUGAUAGUGAAGGCACCCCAUGUGAGUAUAAAACCCCUUUCAGGAGAAAUACUACUUGGCAUCGGGUGCCAGCUCCUGCUGGGCAGCCCCUCUCUCGUGCCUCUCCAAUCCUAGGGACAUCUGAUAGAUUGCAGUGCCAGCAGCUUCUCCAGCAGGCGCAAACAGCCAUUCCUCGCAGUACUUCAUUUGAUAGAAAGCUGCCAGAUGGUGCAAGAAGCUCACCAAGCAACCAGUCAUCCUCCAGUGACCCAGGACCAAGUGGGAGUAGUCAGUGGAGGCAUCAAGUGGGAUAUGAUGGGUGCCAGUCCCCAUUACUUCAUGAGCAUCAAGGUUCGGGUCCACUGGAGAAUGAAGGAGGCAGAGAACAUGAAGAACCUUUGGAAGGGGCCAGACAUCCCAGUGAAACCAAGUGGCAUGCACCAUCUACCAAAGUCUUGAGUUCCUAUAAAGACCGGGCUUUACAGAAAGAGAACAGUGGCAAGGAUUCACCAAACAAAUUUUCUCAUAUUGGAGACAAAAACUGUUCCAGCCAUUCCAGCAGUAAUACUCUGUCCAGUAAUACAUCUAGCAACAGUGAUGACAAGCAUUUUGGCUCUGGAGACCUAAUGGAUACUGACUUGCUUGGAUUAAUUUAUAGCAAAGGAGCUUCUACUGACAGUGGAAUUGAUACUGCUCCCUGUAUGCCCGCCCCAAUUUUGACUCCUUUGCACCUGUCUGGAAGCCGGUCCGGGAUACAUGGUCGUACUGAUCAGUGGACUGAAUCUUCUGAAACUGCUGGACCAGAUGAUGAGCAAACAAAAGUGUAUACUGUUCACAGCUAUGCUUCUGCAAUUUCUAGCAGUCAUACGGGUGAUGGCAGUAUGGGAGACCUCAGUGAAAUAUCUUCACAUUCCAGUGGGUCACAUCAUUCAGGAAGUCCUUCAGCACAUGGUCUCAAAAACAGUGGAUCUUUAGAUACCUCCAAAGUAUACAUAGUGUCUCAAAAUAGUAGUCAACAGAUCUCUGGCUCAAUAGCAAAAUGCUACCCUAGACAAGGAGCAAUAAGCAAAUAUGUCAUUGGCUGGAAAAAAUCAGAAGGCAGCCCUACACCUGAGGAAUCUGAAUCUUCUGAAUGUCAAGAAUUAUAUAAUGAUGUUGUGAGGCUGUCUUCAAGUCAACUUCAAGCCUCAGUAAGGAAUACAGCUCCUGAAAGCCAGCAUGUCUUGUCCAAAGAAGAGUUUCUGAAGCUGAUGUUGCCAGAGACCGUCUCUGUGGAGGAGGGCAGACGAAAGUUCUCAUUUUAUGGCAACCUAUCACCAAGAAGAAUACUCUAUCGCACUCUUUCUGAUGAGAGCAUAUGUAGCAAUCGGAGAGGAUCUUCAUAUGCUAGUUCGCGAAGUUCAAUGCUAGACCAAGCUUUACCAAAUGACAUUUUGUUCAGCACUACCCCACCAUAUCACAGUACAUUACCUCCUAGAACAAGUUUAUCAGCUGGUAUUGGAAACCUAAGACAUGAGUUUUGGUUCUCAGAUGGAUCGUUAUCUGACAAAUCAAGAUUCAAUGAUCCUGGCCUGAUGCCCCUUCCAGACACAGCCACAGGUCUAGACUGGUCUAACUUGGUAGAUGCUGCCCAAGCAUUUGAAGAUUUUGACUCUGACGAAGAACUUGAGCCAGUCUGUCAUCACACUUCGUUUCUAGAUCAAAGGGUGGCAUCUUUUUGCACCAUGAAUGACAUGCAGCAUGUGCAGGGUUUGGAGAAUAAUCAAGACUUACCUCUGAGUACAAGUCCAACACAUGGAAAAAAUUUCAUUGAUACUACUGGGGAAGAUAACCCUACCACAUUGACUGGAAAGGUAAACCAGCUGGAAGUGAUCCUCCGACAAUUGCAAACAGAUCUUCGGAAGGAAAAACAAGACAAAGCUGUUCUCCAAGCUGAAGUUCAUCAUUUGAGACAAGAUAACAUGAGACUUCAGGAAGAAUCACAAACAGCAGCUGCACAACUAAGAAAAUUUACAGAGUGGUUUUUCAGUACUAUUGACAAGAAAUCCUAAUAUCCAAGUUCCUGAAAAGCACUAUUGGAACCACAUAAUACCAGUAAUUCUGAACUGGCCUAAGAUAAUUUCACUAUGUUCACAACCCAAUUUUACAUGUGUCUGAUAUAGUUUGUGUCC